This is a messenger RNA of Rotaria socialis, 297 nucleotides long. NCBI's taxonomy places the organism in Eukaryota, Metazoa, Rotifera, Eurotatoria, Philodinida, Philodinidae. The record is from the annotation of a GenBank genome assembly.
AUGUUUGCAUUUGGUCAAAUGCAGUCUGGUGCAAUGCCAUCAUACGAAGUACGAGGAUUUCACGUUUUCUUUGGUACAAAAAUUGUUCCUCAAGCUAAAUGGAUAGGAUUCAAAGAUUUAGGACAAGGUUACGGAGCAGACAAUGACCAUGUCUUCUUUUGUGAGCAGAUUGUUCAAGGGGCAAAACCAUUAUUUUUCGAAAUGCUUACAAAUGGGUAUGCCAAUGAUCAUGAUUAUGUUUAUCAAUACGGACGAAUCAUUCCCGGUGUUAAACCUUUUGGUUUUGAAGCGCCAUAG